Messenger RNA from Lodderomyces elongisporus, 2313 nucleotides. RefSeq names its product DNA damage-responsive RNA polymerase-degradation factor. The coding region runs from base 1 to 2313 and encodes 770 amino acids. The record is from RefSeq and is a predicted model, not a curated record. Gene Ontology annotation, molecular function: ubiquitin binding. The transcript has a single exon. NCBI's taxonomy places the organism in Eukaryota, Fungi, Ascomycota, Pichiomycetes, Serinales, Debaryomycetaceae.
AUGUCAACGACACAGCGAAAGAGCUUUAAGAACCAGCUGAAAAGGUUCAACAAUGAAACUAGUGGCAGCACAAACAGCACCAAUAGCAAUGCUUCUCCAGAGCUAACCAGCUUGACGGAAAUGUUCCCAGACUGGGAAUCUGAUGAGUUAAACUCGUUAUUACAAGAGAAGAGAAACUCGCUUGAAGUGGUGAUUGACUUGAUUGUGAAUAACAAAGUUUCUAAAUGGGAACCUAUCAAGAAAGAAAAGAAGGAGAAAAAAGUAAAGGACGACACAGACGGCUUCCAGGCAAACAAUACCACAUCUUCAACUCACCUGGGUUCACAAAGUGGCAAGCCAUUCAACAAAUUUAAAUCUUCAAACAAGCCACCAAGAAAACAAGGCAAUGUCACAAAGAAACCAAUAAAAAGCACAUCGGACAACAAUAAGCCAACAACAUCUACUUCAAACGGUGCAGAAAAGAGCAAAGAAUCAAGUGCAUCUGGAUCUUGGGCAUCAGCUUUGGGCGAGGAUACUGCCAAGCCAGCUACUUCUAAAAAUACUAAACCUACUACAGAAUUGGAGAAAGCUCCAGAGCAGGACUCUAACAAAGACGAAACUCCACUGGAAUCUGAACAAAAGCAACAAGAGCCACAAGAACAAGCAGAGCAAAAGCCAAAGACGACAGCAAGCGCCACCACUACUUCAGAACCUGCUCCAAAACCUGUUUUGAAAGAGGCUGUGAUUCCUUCUUUAAACCAAGGAUCCUGGGCUUCGGCAAUCACACCAAAGACAAAACCAAAACCAAAGCCUAAGGCGGUCAAAACUGCUCCAUCUCCAACACAAGCCACGGAACCAGCUCAACAACAACAACAACAACAACAAUCUGAGCAAUCCGAACAAUCUGAACAACCUGAACAACCACAAACUUCUCAAGCUGACCAGAAUGAAAGUGUUUCUAAACCAGAGGAGCCGGUGGUUUCUGAAUCACAAACAUCUGCGCAGGAGAAAACACUGGAAAUUCAAGAACCAGUUGCUUCUGCAGCUGCUUCUGCAGCUCAAGCUCCUGCUUCAUCAUCCUCCGCUGUUGAAGCUGGUGCACAAGGUCCUCAAGUAGUGUUGCCAACUUCCCUGCAAGGCGUUAACUCUGUCGGUAUCAGCUUUGGCUCAUUAUCUCUUGGUGAAGAAGAACCAAAAGAUUCCCACAAAGAUCUUAGAGAACAAUUUGACCAAACUCAACAAAAGUACGAGCAACCACAAGAGCAACCUCAACCUCAACAACAACAACAACAACAAGCACAAGCACCAGCACCAUCACAACAACAACAACAACAACAACAACGUUACGACUUGUAUGAGCAACAACCACAACAAAGCACCAACUACCAACAACAACCACAACAACCACAACAAUCACAACAAUCACAACAACCACAACAACAAGGACAAGGUCAAUUUGGUAAGCACGCUUCUCAGCAAAGUGUUCCAUCCCAAGGUCAAGUUCCACAACAAUCGCAACCUACUCAGCAACAAUACGAUUACUACUCACAAUUCCAACAACAACAAUAUCCACAACAAGCUGGACAGCCUGGUGCUCAGUUUGGAGGAUACCCCGCUUACGACUACAGUGCUUUUAACCAACAAGCAUAUGCUGCUUCACCAGCCAAUGCACAUGCAGCCACGACCGGCUCUGCUGCUGCUUACAACCAAUACGCCCAGCAAUCAGUCGGUGCUGCCGACAGUACUCAAAGCCCAGUUUCUGCCCAGAAUGUAUUGCAACAACAGCAAGCUCAACAACAACAACAACAAAUUCCUACACCAUUUGGCUACCCAUACUACAACUACUACUAUAAUAACCCAUACUUUGGAGGCGCUGGUGGUUUAGGUAACAAUGGUUUUGCUUCAGCAAACACCGGAUCUAUUGGACAACAAACACAGCAAGGUGCACAACAAGCAUCUCAACAACUGAAUGUGCCAUCUGCCACUCAGCCAUCGGGUGUAUCUGCAAACGGAUUUGGAGCUCAGCAACAAUACUACAAUCCUAACCAAUACUCUAACAGAUAUCCAGGUUACUCAUACCCUCCACAACCUCAACAGCAGCAACAGCCAGGUCAACAGCAACAUCAACAACAGCCAGGUCAACAUGCCGGACAAUCAGCCACUGGUUCGGAAAGUGAUGCUGCACAACAGGGUCAAGGACAAGGACAAGGUCAACAAUCCCACCCACAAUCAGGAGCUCCUCAACAACCAGUUGUACCUCAAUAUGGUGCUUACCAACAAUAUCCUCAAUACGGAUACCAAGACACAACUCAAUACCGUGGAGGUUGGUACUAA